CCGGUGAGAUAGAGACGUAGGACAAACCGACCCUAAGAUAUUACCUAGUCUCAUGAAAUAAGGAAUGUCUCUUUUAGACGGGAGGUAGUGGGACGAAACACGACUCCUCUCGAGUGAUAAUAUUCUGCAUAGUCGCGAGAUAAUCGCGGUUGCUCCCAUCGGUUUCAGUUGGCUGUAUCCUCGGGUAUCACAACAAAAGAAGGCAAGAGGAAUAACGAGGAAGGAAACACGAACGAACCCUUUACAACCGUACCGCCCACACAACCGCCACGAUGUCCCUAGGUCCCCUAACAACAACUUUCACGCCGCUAUCGGACUGUACCGCGUCCUCGGCACUCUACUGGGUGAACACGCAAUCCACAUUCUACUGGCUCCACGGCAAACCUCUACAAUCAUCAUGCUUCCCCGACUCCUACUCGCCGUAUCAAAACCAGUACUACUCACCCGGGAUAUGUCCCGUGGGGUACACGCGAGCAUGCGAAUUCGCGUCGACGAAUAGCGAGGGAAGUAUAGAGGCUACGAGGGCGACUUGUUGUCCACAAGGAAAUUACGUAUGCGCCUCGACGUCCAGCAGCUACAGCUACCCAUGGGGACCCAGUCUGGGCUGUAUGAGCGUGUAUAGGGUUGACACGGAAACAAGCUUCACGACGAUCGAGGGAACACUAGCUGGAGGCGAGUCGGCGGGCGACAUCAUGAGUUUACGAGCACCGGGUACUAUCAUGGCGUACGGUGUUAUCAUCCAAAAUAGCGGCGCGACGGCAACGACAAGUUCGUCAAUAACAUCAAGUACGGGGUCAACAUCGAGUGGUUCUGCCGUGGCAUCCGAAACAGGGGCUUCGGCAUCGGAGACAGACUCUAAUAGCGAUGGAAACAAGAGCAGUGGUGGAUUAAGUGCUGGCGCCGCGGCCGGCAUAGGAAUCGGAGCGGCGUUGGGUGUCCUAGCAAUAGUCGGUUUAAUAUUUUGGCUAUUCUGGUCGAGGCGGCGUAAGAGAAAGCAGCAACUAGUGGAACUAGAAUCGGAGCAAUACAGUCAGCAGCAUCCAGGUUCUUGGGGCGAGAGUACGACGACAUGGGGAUCAACGCCGUAUCCACAACAACAGCAGCAACAAUACUAUAUGCCGACAGUGAAUUGGCUACCCCCGGACCCGAAUGAGCCUCCCAAGGAGAUGAGCGCCGAACAGCAAGUGCCUAUCGAGAAAGAUGGUAGGAAUCUGCAGUACCAAUACCCGCUUACAGACCGGGUGAUAGGACCUGGGGGUUAACGUAACCAGCAUAAUGAAGAACCAAAUAUAAUAGUUUAGAUGCCAAAGUAUAUAACAAAGUGCAAAGUAUUUAACG
Molecule: messenger RNA, 1338 nt
Organism: Hypoxylon trugodes
Lineage: Eukaryota; Fungi; Ascomycota; Sordariomycetes; Xylariales; Hypoxylaceae
Exons: 2
Coding region: 273-1262 (329 amino acids)
Source: RefSeq, a predicted model, not a curated record